AUUUGGCGCUAGAUUUUUUCGCUGGAAAUAUUUGGCGGUUCAUUUAUUUGGCGGUAAUUUUUUUGGAAAUAUUUUUGCAAAAUGUUCAUUUUAAAACGUGAAAAACUUAAAAAACUAUUUUGAAUGUCUUCUCUUGAGCCCGUUAGUGUUAUUUUAGUGACAGCUGGUAGCAGGGGAGAGAAAUUAUUGUUUAGAUAUCCAUUUUGUCAAGACAGCCAUGUGGACGGUAAGUAUAUAAUUAUAUAUAUUUGUCUGGUGGUUGGUGUGUUCAACUCUGGUGCUUUACAAGGUGCCAAAACUAUUGAAAUAACGUAUUUUUAGAAUUUGAAUGCCUCGACACUUUGCUGAACCCACAAGUACAUAAAAGCUUGACAUAUAGGUAAAUUUUAUUCAUAAAGAAACUGUUUAAAAAGCUACUUUAAAAUUUAAAUUUAUAAGUCAAUAUUUAUAAUAUAUACAACCUGUCAAUAUUUUAUGCAUCUUUGCAAUCAGCUUUGUGCUACGGCAUUCGAAUUCUAACAAUACGUUAUUUCAAUAGUUUCGGGGGAGGUCUUUGGGCCCCUGCAGGGGCAUAUACAUGUAUAUGAUGGAAAGCGUGUCUCCACACUGAAUAAACUCAAACAUGGAAAUCAAGCCCACAACGUUUGCUAUUCGAAGGUGCUGUUUAUAUGCUUGAUCUCAGAUACUGGGACAACCUAUACCCUCUAACUACACUGGGAUAGGCAAAAUAAUAUUUAUUAUACUAGGGUACCUGCAAGGUAGGGAUUGAUGCGGGUAUUUAGAGCAAAUAGAACUAAAUAGUACAGAUUAUAUAAAGCACAGUUAUUACUUGCAGUGAGCCGACAAAUGGUGAGCACUGUGGCCGGAGCUUAAAGAUUCGGAAUCCAUUCAUGCCAUGAGUAUAACUGCGAAAACACUUUGCAUUUCUUGUCAAGACCAGGGGUUAAAGGGCAAUCACAGGUGACAGAUAUAUUUAAUAUACUAGAUUUCUGAAUAUAUAUAUACUUACCAGAAAGAUAUAAGAUGUAGCUAGGCUAGAAUUCUUUCACGCUUCCUUUAAUUUUAAUAUUCAUUCCUUGCUGUGGUGGUUUAGUCUUCCUAUUUUGACAUGCACAGCAAACUGAAUCAAAAUAGCACAUUUUGAUCUGUCCUAAAUUUCUACAUAUAUUAUUUUCUCCUAAGUGACGACUUUCCCAUCCCACAGGAAUCCCAUCCUGCACAGGACUGUUACAGUCAAACCGGAUGUUCUCUUGCGAGCAACAUUGCAAUAUUGUCCCACAAUAUUGCAAUUUUGAUAGGGCGUAAAAAAAAAUACCCUGUGGUUCCGGUUCCCGACCGACCCUAUUUUUUUCUGCCGACCCUAUUAUUUUUUCAACGCGAUUGACCGCGCGAUCCUAUUUUCUCCAGGUGGUUGCGGGCUGCUCAUACAGCGUGCCAAAAUGGCGUCUGUUGUCACACUAAUUAUUGAACCAAAUUUCCUAAAUUCAUCCAUAGGAAAUACUCAUCUCUAGUUAACAUUGAUGUCGGGACUCUACUGCAAAUCGCGAAGCAAAAAAAACGCCAAAACCAUGAAAAAAAUAUUCAAAAAAAAAAUUUAUUUCCGACCAACUGACCCUAAUUUUUUUCACGAUAUGAAACCGGAACCACAGGUAUUUUUUUUUCGCUUAGGCAGAUUGCUCCGAGCAAUUUGCAACCGACACGAACAAAUUGCAAGUUGAAAUUCACAAACGUUUUGUAAACAAAGCCUCUGAUUGGACUAUAAGAAAGGGGGAAGCACCAAUCCAGUUGCUCAGACUAUUUGAUUGGCUUCCCUCUUUCUUAUAAUCCAAUCAGAGGCUUUGUUUACAAAUCUUUUGUGAAUUUCCAACUUGCAAUUUGUUUGCGUCGGUUGCAAUUUGCUGAGAGCAAUCUGCCUAUCAAGAUUGCAACAUUGUGGGACAAUAUUGCAAUGUUUCUCACAAGAGAACAUUCGGUUUGACUGUAACUUUCCCGUGAACGGUACUGUAGGUCAAUGGGUUGUUAAAAAUUUUGUUUUUAGGAAUGCAAGAUGAGGAUUUUAAUUGCAGUGAAGAUGAAAACAAAUCUGAAAAUAGAAUACGGUAUGUUCAUAUUGUUAGUUACCAGACUGUGUUUUUGUUUUGCAGGCAGAAGCCAGGGCUUUCCAACUCAGAAAAUUGCGCGCGCGGACAAUUGCGCGGGCAAAUCAAACUGCGCGCGCGAUUAUUAGACGUUUAUUUUAUACACACCCAUUGACCUAGACAAAACAAUAACACAUCAAGAAGGACAUGUCAAUGCAGUUUUAAACAUAUAUUAGCAUGCAAAUAUUGACUAAAUAAAGCGUCAUGUGUAUAACUCAACUUUUGAGAACGUUACAACAUAAGAAGCACAAAUGCUCGUGAUAAAAUUUAUACAUGAUUUCAAUGUUUCUGGAAGGAUACAUAUGAUCAAGCUUAGUUAUUGUACCUCUUGUUUGUACUUAAUUUAAACUUACUUAAUAGAAUUUCACUUAUGAAUAACUAUAAGUAAAGUUAUAAAAUCAGAAUCAAAUGAAAGCACGCGGCAAAAUUCAGGUUCACUUCAGAGUUUGCAAAAGAAUUAAACGGCUAUACAGAGCAUUAGAGCUCUUCCAUUAAAAAAAAACCCUGAGCAUGUUUUGCUAUGUAAAUUGGAAGGUGUGAACCGCUAAAUUUGUAUUCUUGAAGAAAGUAUAAUGUCAAUCGUCACUAAUAACAAUAAAAAAACAAAUGUCAGAUCUAUUUAAAACUUUUAUCAAAAAGUUUUACUCUUUCACUCGCAGGCCGCGUGGUUUCUAUUGCGAUGGCCUUUGCACAAAGCUUGUUCCUUCAAUAUACGAUUUGACUGACUUCUUAAUAGGCCCUUUGCAGUUUGGAUGCUGAAAUAACGCAUUUUCAUUGCGUUGACAAACUUUGCACUAAACAAAAUUAACACACGCGUUGCCCAUCGUUGAUCGUCUUCUAAGCCAAUAACACCAUUUCCCCCCACUUCAUAAAAGUUGCCAGAUCGACCUUAAAAACUUUGGUGGCCAUCUUCAAUUAUAAACACCCUAACUUUGGAAGAAUACCGAUUAUAUUGCACUCUCUGUUAAAUAAUGUAAAGUUCUAAACUGUCAAAUGAAAUUUGGUUUUGUUACAGGAUAUCUUCAUUCACCGCGUGUCAAAAUUGUAACGCGCGAUUAUCCUUAAAAAUCAAAUUUGCGUGCGCGAUAAAUCGCGCGCCCAGAUUCACAUGGGCGCGUGCGGGCGCGCGCUGGCGCGAUCGCGCGCCCCCAGAGGAAAGCCCUGCAGAAGCUCCUCUGCAAACAUUUUUUAAUUCAAAUGCUAAAUCAGUGGUAGACACUUAAAAAUAUUUUUUAUUUUUCAGGUCAUUUUCAUUUGCUAGAAAGGCAUGCCUAAAGUGAGUAUUAUAGUUUUGAAUUGAUCCACAAAUCCUAUUAUGAGCAAAACAAAAGGUUUCAAUUUACAAACUUUAUGGAAGAAACAUUUUAAAACUUUGUUCAAAUUGCAUGCCUCACAGAAAUUCAAAUUGAUGCAGGCAUUAACAGCUUUCAAAGACACUUCCCCCCUCCCCCCUUUGUUAUGAGCAGAACUGAUGUGCAGAACAGACUUUACUAUAUGGGUGAGUGGUCAUGAAAACAUUUUCCCCACCCACAGGCUUUAGAGUCCUUUUGUCAUUGAUGUUUUGACCAAUCCCCCAAGGGCAUUGGGGCUGACCCACUCAGGAAAGCUGCUGAUACUAUUAAUUAAUCAUGACAUGCAUUUGUUCAUUUUCUCUUUUCAAAUCAUACAUACAUGUAUAGUCGUGUUGUAUACAUAAAGAUGUUUUAUAACUUGCAGUUACUCAGAUAAAACACUUGCUAAUAUCUUGACUCCUCGGGAGAAACUAUGUGGAAAGAAAUUUGAACUGAGAAUUGAUGAUGUUUUAUUUGUUGGUCAUCCUACGCUGGUGACGCAAGAGACGCAAAGCCAGGUACUGUAUGUAGUGAUAAUGAAGGAAAAGUGUGUGGCUUGAGCAUAAUCUCCAUAUUUUCACCAAUAUCCUAAUAUUUUUUAGAGAAAUGAUGCACAAGCUAAAGUGGAAGGCAUUAAUAUCAAACUAUUUAACAUUGUGUUUGCUUUACAGGUACACAAUAUUUUUAUUUGUGAUUAUACAGUAGUCUAAGGUCACUACACAUAGUGGUAAAAAAUUAUUGACAUUGCUGUUUCUCUUGCAGGCAGAAAUUGAUUCAUCAGUGUGUGAAUGUUACCAUGAUCUCUCUCAGAAAAUUUCAACUGCAUUAAAACAUGAAGAGCUGAGGUGCGACUUCGUCCACACAAAACAACUUGUGCAAAUGCAUGCAACAAACUAGUAUUUAAGGACAUCAAUAUGAUCCUAUUAUAAGUAAUAUCAUUUUGAAAUGAGGUGAAUUUGUUGUUUUGUAAAAAUGAGCUCUAACAAACUUCAUGAGAAAUAUGUUUUUCAGAUGUGGAUAUUUCAGCACAGAAAGACAAACCAUGUUGGCGAUACAUGAUGAAGUAUCUGAACUGCCUGAAGGUACGUACUUGUACAUUCAUAUUGCAAAAUUUUAGGAUUUCUUGAAGAAACGUGAAUGCUUGAAAGUGAAUGCUGAUGGAAGUGAAUGCUAAUUAAAGUGAAACAGAAUGCUAAUGAAAAUGAAUGUAUUUCAUUUUUAGCAAGCGAAGCAUCGCCAUUUCAUCUCAUACUACCAAAAAGUACAUUAGCAAAAGCUCUUUGUGAUGCCUUUGACAGGUACAUUAAAAUGCAUUGUUAAUAAUGUCGAAAAGGAAAAUAUUAAAACUUUAAUUAACUUACAGAAUGAAUGUGACUAACAUCGACAAGCUCUUUACUUGUUGAAUCAUUUUAUUCUCGUCGUUUAGUGUGUCUCAAAGUGGAGCAGUGAAUCUUAAGAUUAACAACUGGGUCAGAGUUGGGUUUUGUCUCCCUCAUAAAGUGCACAGUAUUAACUCAGAGAUGAUUGUUAAG
Molecule: messenger RNA, 5001 nt
Organism: Paramuricea clavata
Lineage: Eukaryota; Metazoa; Cnidaria; Anthozoa; Malacalcyonacea; Plexauridae
Source: the annotation of a GenBank genome assembly